GGGUGUCAUAACGGGGAGACGAUGCGGGUCCACGCUCACACCAAGUUCUGCUUCCUAUGUGUGCUCACCUUCCUGUUCCACCAGUGCAGCCACUGCCACGGUGACAGUCAGCACCAUCACCACGGCCAUCACCAAGGCGACCAUAGCGGUGCUGGCGAACAUGAUGGUCACGAGCACGCCCACAGCGACCUGCAGAUCUCCCAGGCUACUUACGUGGGUGGAGGAGGGUCUGGCAGGGAAGUAGAUGCGCAGAACAAGGAGAGUCCCGGCGAGGUGCUAGAGCUGGAGCAGCGCUUCUACAUCCAGCAACUGUUCCGGCGCUACGGCCAGCGCGGCCAGCUGGACUUCCGUGGCUUCCAGAGCCUGCUGCUCAGCCUGGGUCUAGGGGAGGUGAAGGUGGUUGGCCUGGAGCACGAGGAGCUGGGCCAUGAUCACGUUGCCCACCUGGACCUGCUGGAGGUCCAGGAGGGGCUCCACUCACACUCGCCCACCCACGAAGAGCUAGGGCAUGACCAUGGGCACAGACACCAGCAUCCACGGGGGAGGCCCCACGCACACUACCACCCACACACAGAGCCAGGGCCAACUCACUCCACCUGCAACCAACUGGUGACCGGUGCCAGUCCCACUGUAGAUGAUGGUCCGCUGGAUGAUCAUGACCACAAACAUGACCACGGCCCGUUAAAAGACAAUGACCACACUCAUGAUCAUGAUCACAAUCAUGACCACGAACAAGACAAAGAGCACAAACACAAUGAGAGCCAACAACUCAACCAUGAAGUCCACAGCAACAAGACUCAGCCUCAUCACGACCAUGAUCAUGAACACUACCAUGAUCAUGACCAUGACCUCAAACCCCACACACAUCCCCAUCACUCACAAAACAGCACAGAAAACACAGACAGUCAUCCAGCACAUCAAGAGCAGCCACCCACAGCCCCGGCACAGCCCACACAGGCACUCCAGGAGCAGCAACCAGGGGCCGAGGCUUCAGAGGCCCCCAUUGCCAAGCCCUCUGCCCCACCUACCCUACCUCCAGAAUCCAAGCCGAAGAGGCCAAGGAAACCCAAAGGCCACCGGGCCCGAAACCAAGACCAUCAUGUCCAUAGUGAGGAACAUGACCACGACCACGUGCAUGGUCACAGUCUUAGUCCUGUGCCUAGGGGGAAGAGGGCGGCAGGUGAGCCCCACGUGAGCCCCACGUUACCGGUGCCAGCCAUGCCCAGGCAUCAAGAGGACGUGGCUCACCGGCAUGAGGAGGUGGGGCUUAUUUAUUUGAUGUAUGAUGAAUACACAAAAUGUAUAUAUAUAGUAAAUGGAUUUGCUUUAACUGAGUAGUAAAGGAUUUAUAAUGUAAUGACAUGGUAGAUGGUACUGUUUGUGAUAAACCUUUUCUCCUCUCUCCACCAUCUCUCCCUCCCUCCUUCCUCCAGUGUCUGAAUCUGACCAGGCUCCUCAACUACUAUGGCCUGAGUCCAGACUCACGCAUCUCGCCCAGCCAGUUCACCUACCUGUGCCCGGCACUGCUCUACCAGAUUGACAGCCGCGUCUGCAUCCGCCACUAUCACCAGGUGGACGUGGGGCAGGCCGCCCUGGAGCCAGCCAACUCC
Coregonus sp. 'balchen' is the source of this 1610-nucleotide messenger RNA. The record is from the annotation of a GenBank genome assembly. NCBI's taxonomy places the organism in Eukaryota, Metazoa, Chordata, Actinopteri, Salmoniformes, Salmonidae.